AUGACUUUUUUCUGGACACUACGUCGUUGGAUUAUUCUCUUCCUGUUACGCAUUGCCUUGAGCUGGCGUAGUCAUGGACAAGCUCGUCGCAUUAUAAAGUUCUUGAGUUUCUUACUUCCAUUUGACCGUUCCUGGGUCUGCAACCAAGAUGAUCGAGGCAUGUGGAUUGGUGAACACAUUAGCAAGGAGAAAAAAGAAGCACUCGAGGAUCGUGUAGCCAACAGUGAUAUUGUUCUAUUAUGGGUACCAGGUGGAGGAUUCCGAUGUGAUCUGAGCCCAUUGUAUGUCAAGACUUGGACUACUUGGAUACGUGCUCUCGAAGCAGACAAGAAUAUGAAAUGUACCAUCUUUGUAGCCAAGUAUCGUCUUUCUCCAGAGCAUAUGUUUCCAGCAGCUGUGGAUGAUCUCAAGGAUACUUACGAUUGGUUGAUCAAUACAAUGCAUGUACCCGUCUCCAAACUCUUUAUAGGCGCCGAUGAUGCUGGUGCAUCUAUUGCUCUCGAUUUGAUGUAUCUUCGUAAUGCAAAGUUCCAAGGUGCCAUCUUUGCAUCCCCGUACACUGGAUUAGAGGCAGGUGGUGAGUCAUGGCGUGCGAAUGGUGGAGUCGACUAUGUCAAUGCAGCAGCCGUGGAGCGUAUGGAAGAAAGCUAUAUACCCCAAGAUGGAGAUCAACCGUUUCGUUAUUUGCCUGCUGAAGCCAAUCUUGCCCCUUGUCUACCACCCAACAUGUUUAUCACAGUGGGAGGCAAUGAAGUCUUGCUAGAUGAAGCAGGCUAUCUCGCUUCACGUGCACGUGAUGGCGGAGUACGUGUCACCUUGGUGCAAUCACCCGAGCAAGUUCAUUUAUGGUCUAUGCUUGCUGCUGCUAUUGUGGAUGACGUUCACAUACGUCAAUACGCUGUAGAUCAAUGGGUUUCUUUUGUGGAACAAUCUGUGCGGAUACCUCUUUUGAAUAAUAAACAUCAAUCAUGA
Lichtheimia ornata is the source of this 972-nucleotide messenger RNA. RefSeq lists its product as uncharacterized. The record is from RefSeq and is a predicted model, not a curated record. Bases 1 to 972 code for a protein of 323 amino acids. NCBI's taxonomy places the organism in Eukaryota, Fungi, Mucoromycota, Mucoromycetes, Mucorales, Lichtheimiaceae. The transcript has 4 exons. Gene Ontology annotation, molecular function: hydrolase activity.